Tachysurus fulvidraco (yellow catfish) is the source of this 1331-nucleotide messenger RNA. It is a transcript of the gene gdpd3b, whose product is annotated as glycerophosphodiester phosphodiesterase domain containing 3b. Lineage: Eukaryota; Metazoa; Chordata; Actinopteri; Siluriformes; Bagridae. The record is from RefSeq and is a predicted model, not a curated record. Gene Ontology annotation, molecular function: phosphatidylcholine lysophospholipase A1 activity; phosphoric diester hydrolase activity. The transcript has 10 exons. The coding region runs from base 337 to 1287 and encodes 316 amino acids. Gene Ontology annotation, biological process: glycerophospholipid catabolic process. Gene Ontology annotation, cellular component: endoplasmic reticulum membrane.
CAAUAGUGUACACUUUUAGAAAGAGGAUAUCCCAGACGUCUCAUGAAGAGGUCAACUGUCCAUGUGACGUCUGGUGGAAAACGGAUGAUUUGUGGUUGUGUCUUUCGGGAUUUUCUCUUUGUUGUUGUAUUUAUUUCACUUCACGCGCCAUUAGACAACCAUUUUCACAUACUCUAUAAUUGUGUUAGAAGUGUUUAAGUUGUGUCAUACCUGACCAUACACUCACAUGGUCCCUCACAUGGAAUCUCAGGUCAUGUAUGAACAACGUGAUCAGAUUCAGAGACCGGGACAGAUAAAUAGAUCUGCUGCACAGUUGAGGAAUCGUUUCAUCGCACCAUGGAGGCCGAGGCUGGAGUCGCGGUGCUGGUUGUGUUUGUAGCGUUUUACGUCUCGUGCUCUGUGUAUCUGCUGCGUAACCCAGCUGUUCUCCACAAGAAGAAACGUUUAGCCUUUUACAGCAGACACAUCUCUCACAGAGGGGGUGCUGGUGAAAGGAUAGAAAACACUAUGGAGGCUUUUACACAUGCGGUGGACGUGGGAACCCAGAUGCUGGAACUGGACUGUCAUUUAACUCGAGAUGGUUAUGUUGUGGUGAGUCAUGACAAAAACCUCGAAAGACAGACCGGAUCUGAUCUGGACGUCUCUCAGGUUCAAUUUCAGGACCUGCCUCUCUAUAGGGAGAAGCUUGAGGUCACCUUCAGUGUCGGGCAAAACAGUACAGGACGAGACCGGAGAAUCGCGCUGCUGGAAGACGUCUUCAAAAAAUUCCCCCAAACGCCAAUCAACAUCGAGGUUAAACAAAACAACGACCCGCUGAUUCGAAAGGUGUCCUUCCUGGUGAAAAAGUACAACAGGGACAGCAUCACUGUCUGGGCUACGGAAGACUCUCACAUCAUGGCAAAAUGCAGGAAACAGAAUCCCUUCAUGCCGUACAGCUUCACCAUUAGACGAGGAAUCCUUCUUCUAGCACUUUACUACACUGGCCUUCUACCCUUCUGCCCUCUGGGAGAAAGUCUACUCCAGUUCUACCUGCCCAGAGUAAUCAACAGGAGUUACAUUCCUGAGGAGUCUUUUCUUAAGAGAAGAUUUGUGGUCUCUCUUAUUGAAAACCUGACUAUGAGAAAGUCUUUGUUUGAGCACUUGGUGAAGCGAGGCAUGCAGGUGCAGUUGUUCGUGUGCAACAACGAGGAGGACAUUGCUGCGGCUUUCGCGGUCGGUGCUACGGGAGUGAUGUCUGAUUAUCCCACCGUCCUGUCAGAGUACCUACGAAAACAUCCUGCCGUUUAAAGAUUGUGACAAAGAUCCGCCAAAGAAAGAAAAGUGACACGUGU